Molecule: messenger RNA, 3236 nt
Organism: Stylophora pistillata
Lineage: Eukaryota; Metazoa; Cnidaria; Anthozoa; Scleractinia; Pocilloporidae
Molecular function (GO): calcium ion binding
Source: RefSeq, a predicted model, not a curated record
UACAAACUGAACGCUGAGGAUAACUUCAGUUUACUACCCAUUUAGACUUAUAGAUUUAAAGCCAAAACUUGCAAAGUUCAUGAUGGAGCGUUGGCCGCCAGCUUGGUGGAUCAUGAUCUUUUCGGUUGUCUGCAUCACGACCGAAGCAUCACACUUCCGAGGCGGUAGUGUAAUGUGGGCUCCUGACAACACUGAGAGCAACAAGCUACUCGAAGUGCUGUUGGAUUUCUGUCAGAUAUUCUCCAAGUGUUAGUAACUGGCAUAUACGAACCACGGUAAACCUCUCUCCCCGAUCAGAUAACGGAAAAAUCAAUUCAUCUCCAGUAACAAGAAGCCCACCCAUUGUUCGAUUUCCAGGAGGUUGUCGUCAGUCAUUUAGAAUACCGGUUGAAGACCCAGAUGGCGAUACGGUGAAAUGCCGAUUUGCGACUUCAACGGAGUCCCUCAUACCCAAUUCCAGUUUUCCUUACGGUACAAUAAAUGAGAAACAUUGUUUGCUGACAUACAAUGGAUCGUCCGAAGCAGACGGAGUUUUCGCGGUAGCAUUAACUUUAGAAGACUUUCCAGCGGGUACAACAGACUUUGACAGUGUCACACCAUUCAGCAGUAUCCCAUUACAGUUUAUUGUCCUGGUGACUGGUAACUAUAGUGGUAGUUGCGAUAAAAGACCUAUCUUUACAGCAUCGACCCCUAAAGAUGGUGAAUGUUCUGACCUCGCAGUUGGCUCUGAGUAUAGGGCAGUGAUUGAAGUACAGGUUGCAGACUUCUCGAAAUCCAUCGUGGAAAUACCUACUGCUUCUCCAUCUGGAAUGCAAUUUACUUCCUUGCGCAAUAAUGAACUUAUCUACUACAAAAAUGUCACGUGGUAUCCUCAUCAGCAUCAAAUUGGACAACAGCUGUUCUGCUUUAAGGCAGUAGACUCCUCAGGACUGGAAAGUGAUUGGCGAUGUGUGACAAUUCUUGUUGGUACUAGCAGGACUCCACGAGUUAUUUUGGCGAGUCGCACACCCAAAAAUCCCAUCAGUAGAUAUGGACCGGGAUAUUCACACUGGAGCAUUCAGUUUGAUCGAUCGAUUAAAAAGGCCCAAAGAUCGUCUUACAUAAAACUAGUCUCGCUGCCCACUGGACAAACAGUCUACAAAGUGGACGCACUCUCUCAAAACGUUACAAUCGGUAGUAAUUCUACCACUCUUCAUUUUGCAAUACCUUAUCCUAUGUUGAGCAUGGAUGGAUUAUACGCAAUCUUAAUAGAAAAAGGAGUAGUACUUGGACAUGGCUGUUCUUCAGGCGGUACACCCACACCCGGAAUAUCAUCGAUGAGUGACUGGCGAUUCUACGUCUAUGGAGUUUGCUCCUCUGGAUAUUCUCUCGGGUCACCAUAUUUUUAUAGCUGUGCUGAUAUAAACGAAUGCUCCUACUCAAGUUCCAGUGUGCAUUCGAACGCUACAACCCAGUCACAAAUCCAGGGGUUCAAGUUACCUGCAGACUGUGACCAAGUCUGUAACAACACUCCUGGAAAUUACAGCUGUUCCUGUGUAACCGGAUAUCAAUUGCAGUCGAAUGGAAAAUCUUGUAAAGAUAUGAACGAAUGUUCGGCAGAAAAUGGGGGCUGCAGUCAUCUUUGCUUCAACAUCCCUGGAUCAUUUUACUGUGCAUGCCCCGAAGGAUUUUCUAUGAGUGGAAACAAUUUGACUUGUGUCGACCAAAGCGCAAGUGUUUCAUGUGGGGAGAACAAAAUGACGGUGUAUUUGGAAAAGGGAAGAUUUCACUACCUUGCAGCCAAUCAACUACGCUUGCGCUAUGCCUCGUGUCGAGCCACCGAAAACUCCACCCACUUUUUGAUCAGCACCUCUUUAAAUAGAUGUGGAACCCAGCGGAACGAAACCGAGGAAUUUCUAACCUUUUGGAAUGAGGUCCUAGUGGAUGCUAAGGUGAUCGAUAAUGUGGUUACCCGCACACAUGAUAUAAAACUGCCAUAUCAUUGCAUUUACUCCAGAAAGAACUUGAUGAGCCGGGCGUUCACACCUCAAAGGAUUUACGUCGGGAAAGAAAUGGGAUAUGGUACUUUCACUUUCAAGAUGGACUUUUAUCACAAUUCGACGUUUGCCACGCCUUACACAAAGCAGGAAUACCCUAUAAUCGUAACUCUCGAUGAGUAUGUGUAUUUGCAGUUCGAUGUGGAGUCCUCAGCUGACCUAGUUAUCAUGGCUGAGAACUGUAAAGCUACCAAAGAUGCGAGUUCUUACUCUUGGCCACAGUACGCCUUCCUAGAAAACGGAUGUCCGAAAGAUUUAACGCUUGACUACAGUUAUGAUCCAACGCAAAAUUACCAACAAUUUAAAAUCAGAACGCUUAGAUUUUGGAACGACUACGACACUGUGUACCUCCAUUGUGAGCUGCUGGCCUGUCAUCGUAAUUCUAUCAAUUCCAGGUGCAGCAAGGGCUGUGUAAAGAGCAUGAGAAAGAAGAGGGAAAUAAAAGGAGAUGGGAUAGAGCAUGAAGAGAGUACAAAAAAAGUUAUUCUCACAAGUGGACCUGUAGUGAUCAAAAAAUUAAAAGAGGAAUCCAAAAAUCUCAGAAAAGGUAAACAAACAGCUCUGGUCGGUGGUCUGGUAGGCACUGGAGGAUUUGGUCUGGUCGCAGUUGGAGCUCUGGCCGUUUUGUUUAUUAAGUAUCGCAGGGCACAACGAAAUGGAGGACGUAUUCUUUAACUUUUUAAAAUAGUUGUAUCUUUUCGUUUCCCCUCACAUGUCAGCGAUAAAUUUAGAGUAGGAUGUUCCCUCCCUUCUUUCAUUUAUCUCUGAGUAAACCUUGGAAUACAGAAGAUCUACGCAUUUCUCUAAGGAAGUGGAUUAGUGACAACUUUAUUUAUAUACGGGGGAUAAUCUUGAAGAGUAUAAACUGAUGAACUACUAGCCCUCUUUCCUAAUUGUCUAGUAAAAGAGUUUAAAAUAAUCUAAAAACAUACAAGUUUAAAACACAUAACUAGAGCUGAUUAACAUAAGAUCCAUCUUAACAAUUUACGCUAACCAAUAAUUUUUUCAGGCGCAACAAAGGGAACAAAAGGUGUCUUUAUCGCGUAUUUCUAGAGAAGUUUAUUACGGAGCUUUGUUGCACAAGCUUGAAACGUCCUGCUUUUUUCCCUAUCCCUGUUGUAGCACGGGAACAAUAGGGACCUUAAGCAAACCGGGACGGCGACAGCAACGAGGACGUGAGAAAACAAAAGAUCUAAUUGG